GUGUGGUCUGUGCUGGGACUGAAAGAUGAUGGAUGUAUUAAGAGAAAAGGGAGAGAUCCACUUGUUGCUGCACCGUUUUGCUAGUAAAGUUAACGUUACGUCGGGGCAGAUCCGGUUUGGACAGGGAUGCAUGUCUGGUCUAAGCUUUCCGAAGCUGCCGAUUGUAUUAUGCCUGCUGACUUUGUCUGGACUAACACUUGGACAUGGGCCAACAGUAAUCAAAGUGGAAGGAGGGGCUGAUGUCGUGUUACCCUGCUCUCUCAGCACCAAGGAGAACAUUGAGUUUAAAUUCUUUGACUGGAGGAAAGUUGCUCAGAAAGAUGAUGGUCCGAAGAAGGUGUUCAUGUAUGAUGGAGGCAUUCAUUACAACAACGGUCUAGAUGGUCAGAGUGAAGAGUUCAAAGGUCGAGUCUCUCAUUUUCCAGAUGAACUGAAACACGGCGACGCCUCCAUAAUCAUCAGGAAUACAAAGAUAUCUGACAGUGGAGACUACAGAUGUUAUUUUCCACGUCUUCAGCCACCUCAAACAUUCCCCAUAAAGCUUGUUGUUGGUGCAGGUUUAAAACCAUCUUUGACAUUACAGGGUUUAACAAUAUUCUCGGCGCUGCUGCAGUGUGAAGUUCAUGGCAAUCCUAAACCUAAAGUAGAGCUGCAGGACAGUGAUGGAAACAACCUUGAUGCUAAAGUAACACAGGUCUCAGAAAGAGAAGGCAGCUUCUACAUCACCCUCCAAACUAAAGUGACCAAGACCGGCACCUAUCGCUGUGUAGCAACACAGGAGGAAAUCAAUCAUCAGAUUUAUGCUGAGACCUCUGUGCAUAUCAGUGGGUCUUCCACUGGAUGGAUUGUUGGUUUAGUUCUUCUUGGUCUUGUUAGUCUUCUUCUUCUUCUUGUUGCUGCUGGGGUUCUAGCUGUGCUUGUAUACAAGCGUUACCUCAUAUUAAAUCGUAAUAAAGUCAUCAGAGUGAAAGAAGGCAGUGAUGUUACUUUACCCUGUUCCCUCUGGCCAAAGGACAUUCGGUCAAAAUUAUUUUUCUGGCUGAAACUUCCUCAGAAAACUGAUGGUGUUCAGAAAGUGUUCCUGUAUGAUGAAGGUCAUCUUUACAGUGACGAGCGUCCAGAGCCAAAAGUCAUCACAGUGAGAGAAGGCAGUGAUGUUACUUUACCCUGUUCCCUCAUCACCAAGGAGGACAUUACGUCAACACAGUUUAUCUGGAAGAAAGUUUCCCAGAAAACUGAUGAUGGUCAGAAGGUGUUCCUGUAUGAUAAUGGUGAUCUUUACAGUGACGAGCGUCCAGUUGGUGAGUACUUUGAUGAACCAGUUAAAGAUGUCCUCUGA
Molecule: messenger RNA, 1339 nt
Organism: Perca fluviatilis (European perch)
Lineage: Eukaryota; Metazoa; Chordata; Actinopteri; Perciformes; Percidae
Product: butyrophilin-like protein 1
Exons: 7
Coding region: 26-1339 (437 amino acids)
Source: RefSeq, a predicted model, not a curated record